AUGAAAAACCAAUUACAUUUAAAUUUAAAUGUAACGGGAACAUUGAAUGUUGAUAAUGAUGGUAAUGCGAGUGAUUCGAUGGAAGCAGCAGCAGCAGUAGCAGUAUCUAAGUUAAAAUGGGAUGGUGUUAAUGUAGAAACCGUCACAACAGUGCCUCAAGAACAACAACAACAACUACAACCACACGAACAAAAACAACAUCAACAACAAAUACUAGAAGCAGAACAACAACAACUUAGGAAAGCAUAUAGCAAAAUCGAAGCAAUUGCAGUGGGACAGUCGUCUACAACUACAACAACAACCACAAUUAGAGGAGACGUGGAAACAGUAGCAGCAGCAACAAAACGAGUAGCGACAUCGUUAUCAUCAUCACCGUCAUUGUUGAAUUCAUCAUCAACGGCAUUAGCUAAAUUUAACCGAAUCAUCGACAGUACAAUGCCGGCAACUAACUAUUAUCAGCAUCAUUUGCAACAACAGCAGCAAGCGCAAGAGAGCAUGCAACAUGCCAUAUGCGUCGGUGCAGCACCACCAGCAACGCUGAGUGAUGCACUACAGCAGCGCUUAGCGCUCGUCUAUCCCGACAUUGUCUCGACCGAUUCGCAAACGAAAAAAAUUAAUUUCACAACAGCAGCAGCAGCGGCGGCAACAGCGAAGACAACAGCAGCAACAACCACACAAACAGCAAAACCGAAAGCGAAAGUGAAAGGAAAAUCCGGUGCAACGCAUGAUCGUUCGCGUACAACGCGAGCGGAAAUAGCAACGGAAGUAGAAGCGGCAGCCUUGACGGCCGCAGCUGCUGCAACAGCGCCAUCAAACGACGAUAAUCAAAUGAAACGAAAUGAUGUGCAUUAUUUGUUGAAACAAUUAAAUAGUUUUAGUGAUAUAGAAGAAAUAGAAAUUGUUGAUAUGGAGCAAAGACAGCGACAGCUGGAUGAACAACAGCAGCUAACACAGCAGCAACAACAACAGCAACAGCAUAUGGGCCACGGCGUGGACAAGGCACACUCACCGACAGCGCAAUCGCUUGUGAUAACCUCGCCAUCGUCGCUGUCACACAAAGGCAUACGACGGUACGCCUCACUGCACCAACAGCAGUGCACGCAAUAUCCGCUCGACAGCGACGAGGCGAUCGACAGCGUCGAUCAACAGCAAUAUUUGCUGCAACAAUUCGACGACUACCUUUUUCAGUCCUGCCACUAUUUGGAGACAAAUUAUUUUGCCGCCAACUAUCGCACUGCCAUGGUUGAGAGCAGCUCACACGAGUUCCGACCGUCGACGACGACGACAACGGGCACAUCGGCCGCAUCUGUCUCAUCGGAGCAAUCCCUCGAGCUGCACGAGACCGAGCCGCCGAGCGUAAUCUGCAAGGCACCACCGCCACCAGCGCCUGCCACACCAACACCAUCUUCAAGCGGCGUCGAUGUGCCGACAACACCCAGACGCUACGGCAUGCAAGCGCGUCUGACUAGCAGCGGCGUACAAACCGAACUCACCGCCACCUCACUAACCGAGGCGUCGCUAGCAAAGAGCAGCAGUAGUUCCGCCAGCUCUGAAGAGCAGCGACGGCGUGCGCCAUUCUUCAAGUGCUGCUACACGCCUAUAGAUCGCUGGCGUGAAAAGCGUAGCGCAGCACAUUCAGCGGCGGCAGCGCAAAAGCGUGGCAGUCGACAAAGUGAGCGACCAAGUGUCACUGCAGCUGCAGCGUCGGUUAGCAAGCGCGGUGGCGCCUCCGCCAGUGCCAGAGCGAGUAAAGCCAGCGUCGCACAGCAACAUACGCGCAAAAAUGGCCAUGCAGUCUGACAUUUCGCGUACGCAUUGGAGUGUGUAGGCGUGGGUGUGAGCGUGAGCAUGGAAUUACUAACAAAACAGAGCAAAUUGAGAAUCCAUCAGCGUCGCUGUCUAUUUGCGAUAUCAACAAUUACUUCUAUUUCAAAAUUAUACUUGGAAUAUUUACGCUAAUACUUUUGUAUACAUGAAGAUAUUCCAAGUAGAUUAUUUGUUUGAAAGCGCAAACUUAGAUGAUAAACUAGGAGGAGCAGCAGGAAGAGUUAUUUUCUGCAGCGCAUUGAAGGCGCGUCAAUGCGUGGCAAAAAGUGAAAGAGAUUUUGAAUAUUGACAGUUGUAGUAAAGCAUAAAAUAGAAGUCUUAAAAAGUGUUCUAAAUGUUAAAGCUUUUUUAAAAAGCCUUUUAGUUGUAUGCAUGCAUGCAGGAAGUGAACCAGUCGUGUACCAGUGUCAGUUGGUACCAGUUAAAUUAGUAAGCCACACACGCUAACCUCAAAGAUAAUAAAGAGCCACAAAUACGCCGCACUAAACAAGAGAUUUGCAUUGGAAAUAAGCGCUUUUAAAUUAACUUUUUUGUUAUGAAUUAAUGUUAGACUAAUAAGUUCUUUAACACGCCGCGUAAAAGAAGAAACGCGAGCGAAAAAUUUGCUUUUGAGCAUUCCAAAGGUAGCUAUAGUUUUCAAAAACAAGUUUAAGUUAUAAAAUAACGAUAUUGAUUCUAAGCUAUUGCUUUUUAUUAUUUUUAUGACUUUUUAAUUUUCAGCAUUUUUUUAAUUUUUUACAUUUUAUUUACCUUUUUUAGUUUUUUAAUGUUUUUAGUUUUAAUUUAUUUUUUAAUUAAAUUAUUAUUUUUUUUUUAAUUUUUUUUCAAUUUCAAUUUUAAUCUUUUAUUUUAGUUUUUAUUUAUUUUUUUGUAUUUAUUUUACUCUUUUAAAUAUUUUUAAUUAUUAUUUUUUAUUUUUAUUUAUUUUAUUUUUACUUUUAAUUAAAUUUUUCUUUUUUUAUUUAAUUUUUCUUUUUUUUUAAUUUAAUUUUUCUUUUUUUUUUUUAUUUAAUUUUUCUUUUUUUUUAAUUUAAUUUUUUUUAUUUUUAUUUUUAAUUUAAUUUUUUUAUUUUUAUUUUUAAUUUAAUUUUUUUUAUUUUUAUUUUUAAUUUAAUUUAUUUUUUUUUAUAAUUUUAAAAAAAUUUUAAUGUCAUAUUUUUGGUGUCGUUUUUGUUUUUUUAUAUUCCCUACCUAAAAACUAUUGGAUUUCACUGAAUUGACUUCAAUUAAACCAAGUGUUACAAUUACCACAUUUUACGUCCUUGGCUUUGUCUUAUUUUUGAUAUUAGUGUGUACCGAUUGCAGUGUAGUGAAUUCCGAAUGCUUUUGUUUUCAAAUUUGAUAGAAGCAUCUAAAUAAUCACCUAUUGUAAGAACACCGAAUGUCAUCUUAUUGCCUACACACACACACUCACACAGCGACUUAAGUGACUGCAGCACACCGAACGAAAACUGCACAUGAUACAUACAUACAUACGUACAUACAUGCAUACACAUACAACUUUGUUUGCGAGCUUCACCAAACUGCAUAGAAGAAGCGUAAACCUAAACCUAAUAAAAUAAGGCAGUGCAAGCAUGGAAACGUAAAUAAUAAUAGCUUAAUAUAUAAUAUAUAUGAACAAAAAAACAAAAUUAAAGAACAAAUGCCGUCGGUAGGUAAAAUUGCAAAAGAAAGUAAAUAUAGCAGCAGCAGCACAUAGCAUAUUUCACGAAUGUUUACGAAAAAUACUUUACAAAAUUAAAAUAAUUGUAACGCGAGCGUUUAGUCUUAACAUAAUUAAUUAUAAUUAAUGCAAAUACUAAGGAUAAGUAACUUUUUCUAAAACACAAAGAAGUAAAACAUAACAGUAGAAACGCAUACAAAAACAAAACAAAAAACUUAAAAAAAAACAUUUGCAAAAUAAGUGAAUAAAAUGCAGAAAAUAUAUUGUUAAUGCAUUGAAACGCUAAAAAUAUAGAAGCUAUAUGAACAUAAACCAAAAACAAAAACAAAAAGAAAAAACACAAUACCACAUGCAAUGCAUAUUAACUAUAUAUGCUAUGAACUAUAAAAAGCGCAUCAAAUACCAGUAAUUAAUUUAAUUAGAGAGCUUGUAUAGAAAAAGAGUGAAAUCGAAAAAGAAAAAUAAAAGUCAGCAAGCAAAAACAAAAAAAAAUAUUGAAACAUAAUAAAUGAAUUUAAAUUCAAAAAAAGAAAAGCAAAAAGCGUAGAAGUGAAAUUUUUAAGCGCUAAUUUUUAAUUUUCAAAACAUUCUAGCAAUAACUUAAUAGGUAAUUCAUAUAAAUAUACAUACAAGCAAAUAAGAAGUAAAACAAAGCAAGAAAAAAACCAAAAAAAGAAAACACAAAAUACACCAUGUCAUGUGACAGCGCAAUAAGCGUGCAGGAACUGUUAUCAUUAACGGAGUCAUUGAAAUAAAAUUGAAAAAGAAAAACUAAAAAAA
Messenger RNA from Bactrocera dorsalis (oriental fruit fly), 4270 nucleotides. Its product is annotated as AF4/FMR2 family member lilli-like. The transcript has a single exon. Lineage: Eukaryota; Metazoa; Arthropoda; Insecta; Diptera; Tephritidae. The record is from RefSeq and is a predicted model, not a curated record. Bases 1 to 1800 code for a protein of 599 amino acids.